AUGCGCAUUAUUGGGAUAACCUACCCCAGCGACGACGGUACGCUCCAAACGAUACUAGUGCGAUCCUCGCCUAGUAUGCUCGAUGCUUCCAUACGUCGAAUUCUGCCCUGGUUCUUUAACCACACUAUACCACUGUUUGGCAUCCUGACUGAAAGUUCCGUGGCCUUACGGCUACAAACAAAAACUGACCCAUUCCGGCACUUGCGAGGCUCCAAGUGCCCACCGUUCGAUGGCAAAGGAUUUACUCUGCAGCGCAGCGUCCGGCAUGGUGGGUUGGUUCGCAUCGAUGACGGACUUAAAAUUGCUAUCGACGACUUUAACAAGCUGUGUCCGGGACUUUUCUACGGUACCGUAAAAUAUCCAAGUCUGAACAUUUUACUCUCGUUACGACGCUUCCGGAAGUAUGUCGUGUGUCCCUCCAAACUUUGGAGCGUGCUGUACGAUUGUUUACUCUGCCGGCAGUUUAAUGAGCGGCAGCAAACCGAUGGUGAUUUUAAGCUUGAAAUGCGACAGCUUUUCCACACAACACAGCUGCAAGACUUUCGGCCCCAGAUUGCCGAGUUGCAGGAGCGCAUCGAACUAUCGAAUCAAUACUCAAAUUUGAAGAAUUCGCUUCAGCAGUUGUGUACCCGUGUACAUUCGGAGCAAGUGCAACGGUACCGAAGUGAGGUGAAGCAGCUUAAACUGAUGCUAAGGAACGCUGGAAUCGAAAAACGGCAGCUGUUGGCAAACCAAGUCGUUCGUGAUAUGGACAUAAACCUACUUAUGGAUCGGGAAAUUGCUGCCAUAAGAAUAAUGGUAAUGAAAAGUGAGCUUGAAAACUUGCUGAUUUUCUGUCAAGCAGAACUUAACGAAGCGGAGAAAUCCCUGGAAGUGCGAUCGGAGUUUGAAACAACUUUAGAGGAACUGAAGAAAAGCAUCAUCGAGAUCGAGAAUGUUGUAAGUAAAUUAAAGUCGAUUGAGUUUUUGGAAUUGGAGGUGGAGAAUGUACGAUGCUCCAUCGAAAACAAUCAAUCGUUUAUGAUGCUGCUGAAGAUAAGAAACGAAUACGAACGAAAGAUCUACAUAAGCUAUCUUCAAAUGCACAAACAAUCUAUAAAGAAUUCUAUUCGAAGUGCUGUUGCAGAUGUGAACCGAGAGAAAGGCAAAUUAGCGAGCAGUGUCGAUCAAAUGCACAAGUUUAAAAAUCUGUCGUGUUCCAUUCUAUCGGCAGCGAAUGACGAUGAUUCCAGCUGUGUUGAGCUUAUUGACCAGCUCCAAAACACACUGGUUGAGAUUGUAGAAACCACGAAUAAAAUAACUGCACUCGAAAAUGAAAAUAGUAAUCUUCAGCAUCAGAUUUGGCGCAACUAUCUUGAAGAAAUUCCUUCGAUUCCCUUCACGGAACUGUUGGCCAUUGCUGCGGUGCAGAUAGCCGUAGACCUAUCGGACGUUGCAGUCAAGGAAGACUUUUUAGGCUUCCUGUACGAUCGUGCGCUAGAUACUGGAAUCAGAGCUAAAUGGAGUGAAGGGCUCUCCUGCGCAGCCAUAUUUCGUACGGAAAACAGUGUAGCGCACGUGAAGCGAGUGAUCGAACAGGAAAAACUCCUAACAGUUCGCUUCCCAUACUUUGUGCUGGAAACACGUGUACGAAAUAGUUUGCACAAUUUUCUGCGCAAAAAUGUUCCAGAAGAGGAUGGUGGCGGUACGGUAAAUUAUGAAGAGACUGUGAAAAAAGUAAAUACGGUCGUGGAACGUUUAGUGGCGCAAUUGCAAACCAACAGGAAGUCGCAUGAAGCAGGCGAAUAUUUGAAAAUUCUGAUUUCCAACAAACAUGUACUACUUACGGAUUUGGAUGGAUUUCGCAAUGGCAGCCGUAUUCAGUGGCCCAGAUUAAAAUUUCAAGAUCUUCCAAGCCUGAUAAAUUGCUACAUAACGGCCAACAAUCAUGAAACACGACUUCAAGCGCGCUAUGAUUCAUUGGACAAAUUUAUUACCCAAAUUGAAAAUAACGCUGCUGUACCUUUGCUAAACGAGAACCAGCUGAAAGACGAAGUUUCACGCUUAAACGGAGAACUUGAAACCCUUCUGCAAGCGGUAAGCCAGAACAAAACAUCUUACUACAACGGUCUAAAGGAACUGACAGCAAAAUGCGACACGGUACAAUUCGCGCUCGAACGCUUCUUCGUUGAUGAAGAUUGUUGCCCAAUAUUGGAAGGUAUGACGUCUGCCGUUUACCGAAAACUGAUUGACUGUUGGACGAAUUGUAUUGAAGCAAUUUUGCGCGCCAUCACGGCCAUUGAUCAAAUGGCCAACAUUGUUGUUCCCGCCGAGGUAGAGCGUGAUCCAGUUGAAAUCGAUGAGCUGAUACAGCAAAUUCAAUCUCUCGAUUUGCAAGAAAAAUCUCUUGCCACUUGUAUCGCAAGCACCGAAAACAUGCUGGAAGAUUAUUGCCGGGAAAAAGGUUUCUCGUCGUUCGAGGACAAAAAAUUAAGCCACUUUACCCUAGCACGCCAACGGCCGGUGGAAGAAAUCGACAAAAUGAUGGAAAAUAUAGUUGCCACCCAGCUGCAACUGCAACAACUACCGCCCGGAUACAGCAGCGCGCGGAUUGGCUACUUUAAGUCCAAAGUCAAGUAUCUUACAGUUCUCGAACAGGAACGAUCGGAAGCGAGGGAUAUGUGUUUUAACAAUCUAAUCCUGCCGAUCAUCGACAAGCUGCAUGUGCAGAAGCUGCGCCAGAUGUGUCAACUGGUGUCGUCCAUUUCGGAAGAUUUGCCCGAAAUGGGCGGAACCGUACACGUGUCCUUCGAAUACGAGACACCAGAGAUGGAAGAUAAUGAACGCAACGACUACUCUCAGAUAUCGUUCAGCUUGCAUCGCAUAAAAGCAGUACACAUUCACAUUCUCGAAAACGACAAUGUAGAAGUAUCGCUGAAUGAAACACAGCAGCAUAUUGCCUACCUAAUCCUGUUUCUCAGCUUUCUAUACUGCGACGGUUGUAAGAUCGUCCUGCUGGACAAAGCAUGUGAGCAAUUGUUCGACAAUGGAAUAGUGAGCUUGUUCUACGUGCUAGAAAAAUAUUUCCCGUCGAUGCAGUUCAUCUUUCUUUGA
This is a messenger RNA of Anopheles maculipalpis, 3093 nucleotides long. RefSeq lists its product as uncharacterized. Lineage: Eukaryota; Metazoa; Arthropoda; Insecta; Diptera; Culicidae. The record is from RefSeq and is a predicted model, not a curated record. The transcript has 6 exons. Bases 1 to 3093 code for a protein of 1030 amino acids.